AUGGAAAUCUCUGCGCCCGACGGCUCGGAAGCCAUCGUCCGCUUCCGCACCAGCAAGAAGCGCAAGGCUGGCUACCGUCAGCGAACGACAACCUAUGACAACAGCAACGACGACGACUUGCUCACCCUUGCGAGCUCGCACGUGAAGGAUGAUGGUCAGGACGACGGCAAGGACGACGAUAAAGAUGACGGAUCCUCAGCCGUCGCCCUCGCCGCCGUCCAAUUGCGCAACGCCCGUCGCGGUCGCCUCUUCCGUCCUCGCAAGGCCUUCCCCGACAACGGUGGCCAUGAUGGUGCGAACCGCACCCACGGCGACAACGAUCUCGAUGUAGACCCCGAGGACAGAGGCCACGUCAUCCUCGGGGGUAUCAGCAAGCGCUUCACGCCCCAAACAGGCCUCGUGGCCUCUCUCAACGCGAAGCACAUGGCAGAGUACGUAGAAUCCCGCCUCUCGAGCCGCCACCGAGCCGGUGACCCCUCCGCCGCCGCCGAGGCUACCUCCCCCCAACCACCAAUAUCGAUGACGACGACGACGACGACGACAACUUCCCAGCCGACCAAGCACGGCAGGCUUCUCGAGGUCGAUGUGCCAGUUCGAUCCGAGCGCAGCGAAAGCUCCGACAGGCCGCGUCGCAUCGGCGACCCCUCGACAAAGCCGCGCCGCCCCCGCAACAGGCGCACCAGCGAAGAUAUGAAGCGCGACCAGCUCGUCGACCAGUUCCUUCACGAAAACAGACUCGACGUGUACGACGUCACCCCGACGCAGUCUGCGACACAAUCCACCGCCCCGGGCGAUGACAUGUCUGCCGACGAUCGCAUGGCCGAACAAUUCCGUCAGCAAUACUACGACGAAAUGGCCCAGCGUCGGCAGAGAAAGCGGGUCGUACAACCAGCCUCCCGCCAGCAGCCCGCCUCCGAUGUCCUCAAGGGACCCAAGCUUGGCGGUAGUCGCAACCAACGGGCGGCAGUCCGAGACAUACUGUUGCUCAAGCAGGAAAAGGAAAAGGCUACCAGGAGGUUUUAG
Molecule: messenger RNA, 1023 nt
Organism: Drechmeria coniospora
Lineage: Eukaryota; Fungi; Ascomycota; Sordariomycetes; Hypocreales; Ophiocordycipitaceae
Exons: 3
Coding region: 1-1023 (340 amino acids)
Source: RefSeq, a predicted model, not a curated record